AUGAAUCAUCUGAUUGAAUUGCUUACAGCUUGUAUAUCGUAUGAUGAAAGUGGUGCUAUUGAUAUGAGAUCCUAUUUAAUUGAGCCUGAGUACUUUGAUCCAGUCUGGCGUUUGUAUUUUGAUCCACUGAUCAUUAAAUCGGUGAAGUGUUUCGACGAUCGAGCUGAAGAAGAGGCGCCCGGUCAGACAGCUUAUUCGGCUUCCAAGUCGAUUAAAGUGACAUGGUCAGAUGGUCGAGAGGAUUCAUACGAUGAUGGAAAUGUUGAUGCUCGUGACCGAAUCGACGAUCUUGUUCAUUGGGCCCUAGAUGCUUGUACAAAUCAAGAACAAUUGAUGAAAUUGCUCGAUUCCAUUCAUUUGAGUCUCAGUAAUCCAAAUCAUGUUCUGUCAGCUUGGAUUCGCUUGUACCGUCACUUGACAACACUCACUAUUUUCAAUGCUGGCAUCAAUCAAAAAAUGUUCGAACAUUUGUUCGACGUCGAUAUGAAUUCACCACCGGAAAUUCUUAAGUUAAUCAAUGAUUUGUUUGAAAUAUGGCCUCGAAUCCAUGAUCUGCCAAUCAGUGAAUCUAUUUCGUCUAAUAUCUCCCUGUUGAUCCAGAAGAUUAUUGCUUUUGGAACAAAAGAAUCAUGCACACUCAUCGAACGAUUCAUCGAACAAAUAAGUUCUCUAACACCAGCAAAAAAUGUUCGUGGUCAUCUUUGUUUCUAUAUUUUAUUGCGCGACACAUUAAUACUUUCCACUACCGCCAACUUGACAUCAGCUAUUAAAAAAGUUGAUCUACCUACCAUUCUCUGGUAUGCUGACUAUGUUCUAUCUAACAAUGAACAAAUCGAUCAACAUCUGUCGUGUCUAUUGUCUAUUCUCAAAGCUGUCAGUAUCUUUACCGAACAUGAUCUUCUUCACCAGUGGACUCAACGAACAGCAGCACGACCUGAAUUGAGACCUGGUUUUCAAUUGAUUGAAAGUUCCCUCUGUCCGACGAGUACGUUGUCCAAUUAUGUACUGAAUUCAUCAGCCGAUAGCAUUCAGCAACUUUUGAUCUGCAUCAAAUCACCACUGGCCAUUGAAUAUGCAAACAUUUUUGUAUUAAUUCUCGAAAAUCUUUCUGGUAGUAAUCAAGCACAAAAGCAUCUAUUUCGGUCUGAUGCCUACGUUGAGCUUCAGAAGUGGCUAGAUACGUUAACUUCACCGAACUGCGAUUCAAUCCAAUCGACAAUCAUCGCUCGCAUUCUUCGUCUUCUACUCAGCAUGGCGUAUUCGACAUAUUUCAAAAAUGCCGAUGAAAUCGCUAAAUUCCUUCUCUGUGACUAUUUGGCCAAGAUGAUGACUGUAAACUUCGAAAAUAAUAAUCCUCUAGCACGCAUUAUUGUCUUUCUAUCUUGGAUCUCUACCGCCGAUUCCUCUUUGGAUGUCAAGAAGGUUUUAAAUCUUUUAUUUCAAUCACUAAACGGAGAACGAUCUGUUGUUGCACCCUGCACAUUACAUCUUCUUUGUCUUUCACAAGAGAUUACCAAACCGUCGUCACAUGACACAUUAACAACGUUAUUCUCCCAAUUUUUACCUGAACUGCUGGGCAUUUUGGCCCAGAGUGGACAAUUAAAAUCAGCAGCAAAGAUUAUUCUUGCCGAAGUUUUGAAUUUAUCACCGACUGAACGUGAAGCUCUUAAUCUGAAUGUUGCAUCUAGUAAUGACACCGAUUCGAAUCUCGAACAAGAACUGGAUGAUAUCAAAUCAAAAGAACAUAAAUUCUUCUCAAUCGAAGCUAAAAAUAAACAAGAUUAUGUUCAAGUACGAAUUGGAGAUUUUAAUCAAGCUGAAAAACUUCUGAAUACAUUGCAAUCAUCUAAAUUCGAUCAAAUGGAUAGUCUUCUUCGAAACUAUCUGCCACAUACUCAUCAAACGUCACUCAGUUCGACACCCUCCACAUGCACCGACAAAACAGAUCAAGGUCGUCUCACUUUGACACCAACAGCAAGAGAAAACGUAUUGAAAGUGAUGGAAGUCAUCAAUGAUCCUACUCCAAUCUUGCUCGAAGGAAGUACAGGCGUCGGUAAAAGUGCAAGUGUAAUGGAAGCUCAGAAACAAUAUCGCGAUAUAAGAUCAAUGGGUGAAAAGCGUGCUGGUCUCGGGGGGGGGGGGGGGGGGGGGGAAGGACACAAGUUAGUGUCGUAA
Rotaria sp. Silwood2 is the source of this 2175-nucleotide messenger RNA. NCBI's taxonomy places the organism in Eukaryota, Metazoa, Rotifera, Eurotatoria, Philodinida, Philodinidae. The record is from the annotation of a GenBank genome assembly.